UUGUUUUAGUAGGAAAAUGUCGUCUGCUGACAACAUGGAAAGAUUUGCUGCGAAAGCUGCACUACGUACACGAAUAAAAAUCACCUUGAAACAACUGCAAUGUAGUGAAAGGACCAGACAAUCGAUAGAAGUUACGAAACAGGUGUUGGCACAUCCAAAAUAUGCAUCAAGUCGUGGGAUUGCUGUCUUUUUGAGCAUGAAUGACGAGAUCGAUACAAGUAACAUUGUACGAGACAUAUUCGACAGUGGGAAACACUGCUUCAUUCCAAGAUAUCAGGAAUCAGACGGACACAUGACAAUGAUAAGAAUGCACACAUAUGAAGAAUUGGAAAGUUUACCGAGAACUAAAUGGAAUAUUCCACAGCCUUCAGAAAUAGACCAGAGAGAAGACUGUUUACAGACUGGAGGUUUGGACUUAAUACUUACUCCUGGUUUGGCUUUCACAAAAGCAGGGCACAGGCUUGGACGUGGUAAAGGUUUUUAUGAUAAAUUCCUUAUUACAUACAGUUCUGUGUACAAACCUCCAUACUUAAUUGGUUUGGCUCUGACUCCUUCAAUUGUGGAUUCUAUUCCUUGUACAUUGAAUGAUUUUAAGAUGGAUGAAAUAUUGUAUGAUAAUUUGGUAAAUCAUUGAACUAUAAGUUACAUCUAAAAAAACUUGCAGCACUUAAUCGAGUUUCUAAUUAUGCCUUCUUGUUCUAAGUUGAUUUUCAAUAUGAUUCAUGUACCAAACUGAAAUUGUAGUUACUGUUGGGACAACAUUUUAUUUGAAAUACCCCAGGAAGUCUACAAGGUUUUUCUAUCAACAGGUAUCUUUUUUAACUUCUCUGAGAAAAUUUGAAUUAAUCAGAAAACCUAAAACCACCUCCUCAAAAAAAGGUGGGAUUUGUAAGUCAUUUCUGUAGGACCAUAUAGGACCAUAUUGCGCUUUAAAAGCAAAGUUUGAUGCAAAGAUUUAUUCAGAGUAGAAUUUAUUUUUAAGAUAUACCUAAUCACGUUAAAUUUUUUUUUUUGGAAAACAGCACCAGUGACAGUGAGUCAGUGACCCGUCUAUCUCCUUCCUACAUAAAAAUAAAAGAUUGUCCGUUAUCCAAUCUUUUUAUAGUCUUGUGAGUUCAAGUAGACAUCUUGUGCUGUCUCGUGUACCUUUAAUCUAAAUUUGCUAAAUUUGUAUAAUCGUACGAGGUACAACCUGUUCUACAUCGAUUUUUAGGGACGUCUUUCUAAUCUCAUUUGUCGGUUUAAGGUUCUAAUCUUAUUUAUUGAUGGUUUAUUGGGAAAUAUAAUUCUUUAGUUUGGAUUUAGCAAUUAAAUACAUUAAAUAGCAAUUAAAUACAUCCGAGUGUAUGAUUCAAGUGGUUUUUUUAUCAAGUGCUUAUUUGAUUUCUUUUGCUCGGAGUUAUUUGAGAAGAUAUUUAAAUUCAAAGGCUAGCGAAAUAAAUAAAAAUAUCUGCGUGCAGGUACACGACUACAGGAUAGCUGUCGCUGAAAAAGAUAAUAAUACAAAUUGUAAUCUACAUGUCACUUUCCUGUUUUGUGUACGCUAAAGAACGCUAAGCACUCUCGAUUACGAAGAAGAACCAUGUUCUAUACGGCAGUUGCAGUCCCAUAGAUUCAAAGAGCAAUUGGCAUUUACAAGGACCCGGUAAAUUGUUAUUUCUUGUCAUUCUAAGAUUUUUACUAGCCAUUUGUUUUGACAGGCGGUAAAAAACAAGUCCACACAAUUUGCCGAAUAUGGGUAUUUAACAAACAUAUUUCUGGCUUAAAGGGACAGCGCGCACCUAUCAUAUCUACAUAUCUACCUACCCACCUAGCCUCUGGCUUAAAAAUCCCCCUCCCUCCCCCCCACCCCACAAACGUUCCGCCAUUUGUGUCUCGGAAGACAAUAUCCGCAAGGGGUUUUACUCGUAAUCAAAGAAACCUAAGCAAUAUAGCCUUUUCGUCGUAUUACAACUACAACACAAGUAAACUAAGCACAUGUUCAUAAAACGAAAAAAUGAACUUUAGGUAAGAAAAAAUUGCGCUUUAUAAACUAUUUCUUAAUAUUUAAAAAAUGAAGGGGUUUUGCUGUAAAUCGCAUUUUAGUGACGCUUCAGCUGUUAGCUAAAUUUAUAAAGAAAUCCGUACUUAAAGAGGGUUUCUGUUACAAUUAAUUUAGACAUAUCCGAUCAUGUAUCUUUAAAGACAAUGUCGAGCGACUUGGGGGUUAUUAACUAAUUGAAAUUACAAUGUAAUGUAAUUUCAAUUACGAAUUACAAUAACUUUGGUUGCAAGGAGGUCGUCCUCCAAAUGUCGGAUAGUCAAACGUCUUAAAGGAUACUUGAUAUAAUUUUUGGACGAGUGUUUUCAAUGAAAACACUUCCUGAAAAAAUAAUGUAAAACACUAUCACAACAUAAAAAAGAAUUCAAUUCUAUCAUAACUUAUAAAUACUUCUGAAAUCUUUCAAUCUGUCCUAAGUGAGCAGCAUUAAUUACUCCACUGUAAUUAGAUUGUGUUUAUAGCCGCAUCGCAUUGGUUUUUGGUUCCUGGCACAAUGUAAGUUCUGGAUGUUUUCUUCCAUGUUUCUUCGUCAUUUUAUUUGUGUUUAUGGAAUUAAUUCAACGCCAUUUUAAGUGUAAGUUACUUUACUGAUUUUAGUGCUUGCACAGUUUAUUUUUGUACUCAUAUUUCGUUUCUACUCGAAAUUCUAGAUUUUGGGUAUCUUACUGCUUAACAAGUUCGAUAAUCAUCAUUUUCAUUCAUGUGUGAAAACUUCCUUCCAUAUACCAUCACUGACCCCUUUUUUUCAAGUGGCUUUAUUAUAGUCUUUAAUCAUUUUCAAUUGUCAAAUUAGUCAGUUUCAGUUACUUUGCACAUCCCUUUUAAAAUGUACUGGUAGUUAUUGUGUGGUAACCUUUUGGUGAUGACUGACGAUAACUAUUCCACCAACAGAGCUCAGUUGUUAAUUUUUCGAUAAUUGCUUUUUUUUUUUUUAAAUCUACUAAAUGUAUUUCACGGAGAUGACGAAUAUUUGUUUAUUUUUCGUCCGUGGAUGCCAAGUGCUGUCACUAGGUGGCUAAAUAUUUCAGUGUGUUUAGGGAUUGAACUAUUCAGCUCUAGUGUGUUGGUAUUAGGGGAGGGGAGGGGGCAUCAAACCAAAGUUUUGAGACGACUGAUUCCCCUCUAUUUCUUUUCUAUCGAGACGCUGUCGAGGAUGGUUACGUUGAUCAUUGCGGUACUUUCUUUCCUGAUAUGUUCUUCGUAAAAAAGGUUGGUGAAAAUUGUUCUGAACGUGCAGUGCCAAGUCAACAACAUGCCUCUGUGAUCAUGCCUUUAGACGAGUUCUCUAUCAUGUUGCGAGAUGAAAAUGGAGGGAAAUCUGAAAUGGAAUUCUUGGUGAGUCUGUCUGGUGUUGGAGCUGUCAAUGGUGGUGUCUGUUGUGCAUUGGUGUGGCAGAUUUUUUGAUUAAGAAAUGUGCUGAAAUGGUUCUUCUGCAGACUUGGAAGUUCAACAUCAGACUUCAUUUUACCAUGCUCUUGUCCAUGCAGUGUUGAGCUGUUGUGCAAAAUAGUUGGUGUUUCCUGAAGGCUGUCUGGCAUUUUGUUGGUGUUUUCUGUUGCUACCUGUACUUGCAUUAAGUUCAAUCGUACGCCGCCGUUCCAGAGUUGAUCCAUUGGUCAAGCCGAAAACAGGUUGCUGAAAUUCAAGACUGAAAAAAUUAAUCAGACUCUGACAAUUUACAAAUGCAUAUCUGUUGUCCCUUUUCCCUGAGUAAACAGCAUGUCGGCCGUUGGUUAUUCGUCUGGUCGAACGGGAAAUAGCAAUGAGAAAUUCUGAUGUAUUUUUGGGCAAAGAAAAGAUUAGUUUGACCACGGAGUGAUUCUCCCUUAAGAUUUGAUAUCAACUCUUCAUCCUUUAUAUAACGUUUCAAAUUGUUCGCUCUUCACAUAUCCAUUAUUAUUACUUCGCAAAUAAAAAAAUAUGAAAUC
Molecule: messenger RNA, 3969 nt
Organism: Daphnia pulex (common water flea)
Lineage: Eukaryota; Metazoa; Arthropoda; Branchiopoda; Diplostraca; Daphniidae
Gene: Mthfs
Product: 5-formyltetrahydrofolate cyclo-ligase-like
Exons: 5
Coding region: 17-634 (205 amino acids)
Biological process (GO): folic acid-containing compound biosynthetic process; tetrahydrofolate interconversion
Cellular component (GO): mitochondrion
Molecular function (GO): 5-formyltetrahydrofolate cyclo-ligase activity
Source: RefSeq, a predicted model, not a curated record